AUGGCCUCCAAGUUCCUACGAGAGUACAAGCUAGUAGUCGUUGGCGGUGGUGGUGUCGGAAAGUCUUGUUUGACCAUCCAGCUCAUCCAGAGCCACUUCGUGGAUGAGUAUGACCCAACAAUUGAAGAUUCCUACCGCAAGCAGUGUGUGAUUGACGAUGAGGUUGCUUUGUUGGAUGUCCUGGACACAGCAGGCCAGGAGGAGUACUCGGCAAUGCGGGAACAGUACAUGCGCACCGGCGAGGGCUUCCUGCUCAUCUACUCGAUAACAUCGCGUCAAUCCUUCGAAGAGAUCAUGACCUUCCAACAGCAGAUCCUCCGCGUCAAGGACAAGGACUAUUUCCCCAUCAUUGUGGUCGCCAACAAGUGUGAUUUGGAGAAGGAGCGCGUAGUCUCCGAGCAAGAGGGUGAAGCCUUGGCCCGACAGUUCGGCUGCAAGUUCAUCGAGACCUCCGCCAAGUCCCGCAUCAACGUCGAGAAUGCCUUCUACGACCUCGUUCGUGAGAUCCGCCGCUACAACAAGGAGAUGUCGUCCUACCCCUCCGGCUCGGGUGCAUUCGGUGCCCGCCAGCCAGAGGGUAAGAUGGAUGUCAGUGAGCCCGACGAGAGUGCCGGCUGCUGCUCCAAGUGCGUGGUCAUGUAA
This is a messenger RNA of Penicillium longicatenatum, 642 nucleotides long. RefSeq names its product Ras family protein. Gene Ontology annotation, biological process: signal transduction. Gene Ontology annotation, cellular component: plasma membrane. Bases 1 to 642 code for a protein of 213 amino acids. Gene Ontology annotation, molecular function: GDP binding; GTPase activity; GTP binding. The record is from RefSeq and is a predicted model, not a curated record. Lineage: Eukaryota; Fungi; Ascomycota; Eurotiomycetes; Eurotiales; Aspergillaceae. The transcript has 4 exons.